AUGCUCUUCGCCGCCGCGGCCGCCGACCUCGGCCUCCGGACCCUGAUCGCCGCCGACAAGGACGUGAACCGCAACCGCAACGUUGCCACGCGCACCAUAGCCGCCUCGCGCCGCGCGGUCUUCUGCCUCGGUGGCGGAGAGCGCGAUCCGGAGGUCUUUGAGGGGAAGGAGGGCUGGGAUGAGGGCGAGGGGGAGGGCCGCGGGUGUUGGGUGACGUACGGGUGGCGCCGGCGUCGCCUCCACCGCCUCCCGCCGCUGAUCCCGUCGCUGCGCCGGGCGGGCAGCUCGCCGUGGGCGCUGACGCGCACGCGCACCGCGGACGGGCGUGUCGUGGUCCUGCGGGAGCCCGCCCCGCGACGGGGGCGCGUCGUCGCCAGGAGGAUGGACGGCCGCCUCAUCCUCGACCUCGUCGACAGCAGCCCGGUGCCCCCGCCGCCGAGACAGCGCCUGGCGCAUCCUUCUAUCGUGCAGGAACCCGACGACGUGCCCUACACAGACGACGCAGAAGCAUCAGACGCGGAGGAGGCGGAGGAAACGGCGAGCGGCGCCGACAUUAUGAACCCCCGCGGCCUUGACGUGCCAGCCACUGUGCGGGCGAAGAUAGUGGCGUCGUCAUCUCCGGUGGGCUCGGCUUCGCCUGUCCCAGCGAUGGGGUGCUUCGAGGCCAUGAUCCGCACUUCCCCGCUGCGCAAGGUGCCAGUGAGCAUGCCCAGGAUGGUGCACUGA
Molecule: messenger RNA, 726 nt
Organism: Triticum turgidum subsp. durum (durum wheat)
Lineage: Eukaryota; Viridiplantae; Streptophyta; Magnoliopsida; Poales; Poaceae
Source: the annotation of a GenBank genome assembly